Messenger RNA from Hyalella azteca, 1695 nucleotides. RefSeq names its product synaptosomal-associated protein 29 (gene Snap29). Bases 115 to 987 code for a protein of 290 amino acids. The record is from RefSeq and is a predicted model, not a curated record. Gene Ontology annotation, molecular function: syntaxin binding; SNAP receptor activity. Gene Ontology annotation, cellular component: plasma membrane; SNARE complex. The transcript is spliced from 7 exons. NCBI's taxonomy places the organism in Eukaryota, Metazoa, Arthropoda, Malacostraca, Amphipoda, Hyalellidae. Gene Ontology annotation, biological process: synaptic vesicle priming; exocytosis; synaptic vesicle fusion to presynaptic active zone membrane.
CAGUUAGAAUUCUUGUAAAUGGUAAUUCUUCUUCAGCAAGUUAUUUAAUUUUCUUGAAGGCAGAUUUUUACUCUUGCUAAAUUUAUUAUUGUGAUUCCAAUAAAAUUAUUUAAAAUGAGUCACAAUUAUGCCUUGAACAGUAACAAGCCAGCAUUUUCUGUUGCUGAUGAUGACAUGGAGUCUGCUUUUCUACAAUCUUCGGGGGGUGCCUACAUGGCAGGAGACAGACUGUUUGGAAAUGGUCCUAAGCCUUUCAGUCCUCCCAGUGAUACUUCACCAGAGGAGCUUCAAUAUCAGUCUACCAUUCAGCAGAUCCAAGAUGUAGAACGGCGGACACUUGCAUCAACAAAACGGAGUAUGCAGGCCAUUGCUGAAAGUGAACAAAUUGGUGUUGAGACUGCCAAGGACCUUGUGCACCAACGAGAGCAACUGGAGAACACCAACAGGCGGCUGGACAACAUUAAUGAAGACUUGAAGGAGUCUCAGAAGAACAUAAGUGCCAUCAAAAGCGUUUUCAGCAGUUUUAGACAAUGGAUGACAUCGCCCAAGAAUGCAGACACAAAAGACAAGAAGAAAACAAGUGAUGUUGCAAGCCCCUCUGCAGAUUCUGGCUACAAAGAACCUUCCUUCGAUCACAAUCCCAAGCUUGAGAGAGCCGUCAACAUUGCUCCUAAGUACCCUGACCCUAGUUUGAGUUUGCGUGGGAUUGACUACAGUGAGUCUAGUGGCUCUACACGUUACCAAGGACCAGGCGUUGGGGAUGAGGCAGACUGGAAACAGACCUCCAAGCGAGUGAAUCAGCAGCUGGACAAUGAUCUGGAGGAGAUGGCGUUUGGCUUGUCUCGCCUCAAGGGUUUGGCUGAAGGCUUGGGCCAGGAAAUAACCGAUCAAAACAAGCUACUUGACACCAUCACCAGCAAGGCAGACAAAACUGACCUCAACCUCAACUCUACCAACAAACAAAUCAACUCCAUUCUCAAGAAAUAACCCUUGCUAAACUAAAUAUAUACAUCUUAACUUUCUGUGUUUGAGCGUGUAAUACUCAGGUAAAGCUUAUUAAUAAGUCAUUCAGAGCUCGCCGGGAUGUAUAGAAUUGUUAUCGAGCUCUGAAUGUGAUCGGUCUGCUUCUGUCAUGCAUGUGUUCUGUAGAGUAAGCGCUGGAUUAUUUUAUGGUCUUUGUAUCCUAAACCUAUUUAUGUUCUUGUAAGAUAUGACUCGCUCGUUGCCCUCAGCAUAAUAUAUCUUUAUAAGACGCUAUUAUUCCGGAAUGAAAGAUAAAUAAAUUAUUCAUUUGAUAAUAUUAUACGAUGAAUAAUAUAGCUAUAUAUGAAGCUUGGUUCUUUUGCAGUCAUUAUUGCUAUUAUUUAGCUUUGAAUAUAUACGGUUUCGUUCCGAGAUAACUGAAUAAAGUAAUCAAUUCAGUGAUGAAUCAUUUCACACUAAAUGUUGAUUGUUAUAAAUUCCGUUGCAUAUUCGUUUUAUUUAUAUUUCUGUGGAGACUAACUGAGAACGAGCCAAUGAACCAAGGCGCCAGAUUAUUUUCAGUUAAUGAGAACAUAUUUUUAUUAGUCUAACGUGUUCAUUCAUUUAUAUAUGUAGUGCAAUCCAAUGGACAUUUCCCACUUGACUCACGUCCAUGGUAAAUAGCUUUAGUUUGAUUCUUUACGUUGAUUAGAAUAAACGUAAUUUUCUGAA